GGAGAUUAACUUGGUUCAGUGUCUCUAGAGGCUGAUGAUUCCCUAAGUGCAACUGGUGCCAGGUGUGUGCAAUGGUAUGUGGGUACAGAAGGCUGCACGGGUCCGGUGAUUGAUGGUAAAUGCAGGCGCUCCAAGGAAAAAUAUCCAUUUGAAUUUUUUUGAGGGGGGUUGUAUGUUUUUAAAAGUUCUUAUUCCACUUCUUUCUGUCUUCAGAAGGAGGUAAAGCCCAAGCAAGCUACCUGAAAUCCCAUAUCUUCACCUGCUAGGACGAGUGGGUGCUGGAGGAGGAUCCUGCUCUGCAGCACAAUGCUGGAUCCCAAGCCUCACUCUGUGAGUCAGAGGUGAAUCCAGGUGAAAGUCAGCUACCACAGUAGGAGUCAGGAUGACCAAAGCACGGCUCCUCCGUCUCUCUGUGGUGCUGGUCUCCAUCUUCAUGAUCCUCCUGAUCAUUGUGUACUGGGACAACGUGGGGACAGCUCACUUCUACCUGCACAUGUCCUUCUCCAGGCCUCGUUCCCCAGGAGCCAUCCCUGGUAUCACGGCAGGUGAAGACUGGGAAGCCUUGCCAGAUGUAGAUGAAUUUUUGGCAAAGCUUCUUAGUUCGAGCCUGAGACAGAACAACUCUACCCCCCGAAAGACAGAGCAGCUCCUUGUCCAGGGCUCCAACAAGCCUGUGGUGAGUAAUUUGGAGGAGAAGGUGCGGGGCUAUGACUGGUCUACGCACAAGGACAGGAACAGCCUGGACCAAGAGAAGCUGCAGGUGGAGAGGCAGAGAACGCUGCGGGAGUUUUGUGCCAAUUCCAGCUUCACCUUUCCCACCAAGGAGCGCUCCUUUGAUGACAUCCCAAACUACGAGCUCAACCACCUGAUCGUGGAUGACCGCCACGGCAUCAUCUACUGCUACGUGCCCAAGGUGGCCUGCACCAACUGGAAACGAGUGAUGAUUGUGCUCAGUGAGAGCCUCCUGGACCAGGGCGUCCCGUACCGGAACCCUCUGGACAUCCCCCGGGAACACGUCCACAACACCAGCACCCACCUGACGUUCAACAAAUUCUGGCGCCGCUACGGGAAGUUCUCCCGGCACCUCAUGAAGAUCAAGCUGAAGAAGUACACCAAGUUCCUCUUUGUGCGGGACCCUUUUGUCCGCCUCAUCUCCGCCUUCCGCAGCAAAUUUGAGCUGGAGAACGAGGAGUUCUACCGGCGUUUCGCCAUCCCCAUGUUAAAGCUCUACUCCAACCACACCAACCUCCCCACCUCCGUUAGCGAGGCCUUCGGGGCAGGCCUCAAAGUCUCCUUUUCUGACUUCAUCCAGUACUUACUGGAUCCCAGGACAGAGAAGAUGACCCCCUUCAAUGAGCACUGGAGGCAGAUUUACCGCCUGUGCCACCCGUGCCAGAUAGACUAUGAUUUCAUUGGAAAGCUGGAGACGCUGGAUGAGGAUGCUGCUUAUUUAUUGCAGCUCCUCAAAGUGGACAGGCUGCUUCGCUUCCCACCCAGCUACAGGAACAGGACUGCCAGCAGCUGGGAAGAUAACUGGUUUGCCAAAAUCCCACUGGCUUGGAGGCAGCAGCUCUACAAGCUUUAUGAAGCAGAUUUUGUACUCUUUGGCUACCCCAAGCCAGAAAACUUGCUUAAAGACUAAAAGUGAUUGGGCAGUGGGUGUGGGAGGGAACAUCUGAAAUACCAAAAAUGUUUAAAGCCUCCUCAUUUUUGCUCUUAACUCCCUUCCCCAUACAGGUUGGUACAAUGGAAUAUAUUUUUUCUACUGCUUCCCCUUCCAUUUUUGCAAUAAUGUCAGAAUCCAGGGUAUUCCAGCCAGCUGUGCAUAUGCAAAAAAUGCCAUUUUUUUGGUUAUCAUUGGUCUUCUGUUUUUUAAAAAGUCCCCAUAUUUUGCAAUGAGUCGCUGCCCUUGGUCACUCUGCCAACUGUGUCCUUCAGUAGCUUUUUAUUAAUACUUUUUAAAAAUUAAUAUAUUUAAGAUAUUUAAUACAAAGCGUGUGUCGUGGCAAAGGAAGGGAAGGAAUAAAAAAAAAAACAGUAAAAGAAAACCCCAAGAAAUUAUGCACCUGCCUCUGUGUGUUGUCUCAGGGCUGCUGUUUUGGAGGUCUGAGGUUUGCAGAGCACUCAGAUCUCUCUGGAAGCUGGGAUGUUGGUGGUGCCUUCACCAGCCAGGUCUGCUGGUGGUCAGCUCCGAGCUGGCUCAAGGCAGAUGGGAUGGGUCAGUGCCUGACUCUGCCAAACAGUCCUGGAAGAGCGCCAGGGCUCCGGUGACGUGUGCUGCUCACAGCUGGUGAGCCUGACGCCAGGGUCACGGGAAGGAAAUAGUGCUGGGAGCAGUGACACCAAGCCUGUGAGGUGCUUCGGGACGUGCAGGUGGCCAACACAGCACCUCUGCACUGCCUCACCUUUUGGGAAAGCAGUGUGGGACUCUACUGUCCAAAAAGCUGAGGUUCAGCCCUUGUAUACCUUGCUAGUGUGGAGCAUCUCCCUUGACAUGUCCUGUUGCAGGAUGGUGCCUGACGUUUUUGGGGGUUGUGACCAGCCAGGAGGGGCAGAGUGUGCUCUUGGAUGGCCCAGCUGUCCUGGUCACUGCUGUGUGCACUGCAGGUCCCUCGAGAGCUCUGCUGUGUCCUCAUUCCUGUGCAUGCUUUAAGGGAAUGUGGCAGGGAUGCAGAUGCUUAUCCCUGGAAGAAGAUCCAAAAGGUUUCUUUCAAUAAGCAGAUGUCAAGGUGAACUCCAAGUGCGUUUGUUUUCAGCGUACCAGCUCUCGCUCGUGACACUGCAUCCUCAUCCACCGCCUUUCUGCUGAUUCCAAGUGACUGGUGCAGAUUUGAUCAUCUGCCUUGCUGGGACCUGCUGCAGGAGUGAUGGUUCCCACUGUGCCAGGAGCAUGUGGGCUGCUUCCCAAAGGAAAUUAAUGCCUUUAGAGAGACUUUUUGUGUCUCGUCAGCUGAAUCUGCUUCUCUUUUUCUUUCUGAAUUGCUCUGCAAAAACUGUCUGCUUAGCACAUUAGGCAGGCAACUCUUUCAGAGCUGAAAUGCUUUAUUUCCCUGCACUGUGGAUGGUAUUGGUGAUUAAGGUCCACGGUCAGGCCUUGGGAGGCAGCCCUGUGUUUUGGGCAGACUUCUUUAUAUUGGCCUUUUACUCAGUUCCUCUCCAAGGCCAUGAGUGGGCAUGACUUUUUCUGUCUCUCCUCGCUUCCCCAAUUUCUGUACACGUACAUCUUUUUGGCACUGCAUGCUCUUCCUAACAAAUAUGCUGCAUCAAGCUUUUUAACCUGUAAAUGAAAGGUAAUUGCUAGUAGUUCCACUUGAAACAAAGGGUUUGUUUCUCAUUGUAUUCACACUGCUCUCCUGUAAUUUCUGCAGAGACAUUUGCAGUUUAAAUGAGCCUGAAACCAUUAUCAGGGUCUUGGUGCCUAGCUCCUUACAGCUUGGGAAAAAAGGAAGUGCCUGUUUCUGAGUCAUUAUUUAAAACUAAUAAUAGAAAAGUGUUGAUCUAUUCAGUUUUUUUCCCAGUUACCAGCUAAUUGCUGCAAAACAGAAAGAUGUAGAGAAUCUCGUCUCCUGUAAUGAGUAAUCCCAGGAGUGUCUUGACUCCUGCUACAUUUACAUUUCUUCAGGGUGGGUUCAUCUCACUCUUCAAAGAUAAAGCGUGGAUGUUUUCAUCUCUUGUCUUUUCAGAGUGUUUAUUUUUUCCUCUUUUAAUUUCCAUGUAAUUGAUGUUUAGUACGAGUAGACGUGGGUGGCUGGGACCGUGGCGCAGAUGCUGCGCAAACUUCCUCCCAGCUGCUUCCCCUGCACCUCUUCAUCUGGUCCUGUCUCUUCCUGCCCCUCCGACCAGGGCUUGGCUGCUGUACCCUGGUGACACUGCAAACCAGCUGCUGCCUCCUCAGCCACAGUUGUCCUGUGAUUCAUGGCCAUGGCUCGUCCCAGGCAAGAGCCCAGGAGCAUCUUUUCAAGGCCUGGCUGUCGGUCAUCCAGGGCAGAGGAGGAAUGGGCUGCAGAGUGUUACCUUCAUUUUUGGCAGCAAGGUCCUGGUUGUGAAAUUGGCAGAAAAGGUGCAAAAUGGCUGCAAAUCCUGCCCAGCAGCUGGUGCAUGUGAUGUGGGAGUCUGUCAUCUCCACGUGGCUGCUUUGUGAUUUAACAGCAGUAGAAGUAAAAAAACCUCCUUUCCCUUGCUGACACUGGCUAGAGAGAGGAAACUGUGGACACCUUUGAAUGCUGCCUUCUCUCUCCCCAUCCAAAGCUGGAUAAAGUGGGUAAAUUCCAGAUUUAUGUGCUAAUAUGUGCUAAUGUACUGCAUCAUGCUGAAGUCCAAAUGUGUGAGGCUGCCUGCAGGCUGCCUGCAUCCCAAUGGCUUCAUCAGCCUCCCUGGAAGCUGCAGUCAGGAGAAUGUACGGGUGGAGUAAGGCCACUGAGGGCUCUGUGUUCUCUGCUUUCCCUCUUUCACCCCACCAAGCCCAGCCUUUACUGACAUCUUAGACAUUUUAGUGUUUGCAGACUCGUAUCCAUCCAGUGUGCCGGGUGCUGUUGGCUCUUUCCUCGUUUUCCAUUGCCACGCUUCAGAGCACUUGCCCGGGAGGAGCAGUAAAGCUCGGAUGGGGAGUGUGCAUCUUGCAGUGGUUGGCUUCUGGAUUCAAAAUAGCUUGUUCCUUGCUGCUCCUUCCUUUUGAAGCCCUCCUUCCCCACCCUGCCACCACUGUGAAUGUAUUGUUAAGAAGUCAAAGGGGAUCCAGGCUGCGCUGAGCUUUGUGGUGAGACCACUGGGUUGCCAGAACUGGGAUGUAGCCUCUGGCUUUGGGAAUGUGCAUUUUUUGUGGGUUUCUUGCUCUGUUCUCAUGAUGUGAAAGUGUGUAUGUGGGGGGGGAGAAGGACAAAGAGUUCAACCAGCCAUGCUUCCUUCCCCCCUGGUUUCCUAAAGGAGUUGGAACUUGGUAUUUGACAAAUAAUGGCAGGCAGAAUGCAUCCGUGCUGGCCUGAAGUCAGAAGAGGGCUAAAAAUCUUGGAGUGUAGAUGGUUAUGAUACUAGGAUUGAUUUUAUGAGGGGUGGAAAAAUGCUUUGAAGCUGCCUAUUUGUGUCUGAAUAAACCUGGCUUUGUCAUUUCAUGCUCAGCCUGCAAAGCUGUGUCCUGUUCCCCUCCUGGCUUGCUUUUCCCUGGGGUUGACCACUUGGCCAAAGUCAGCACGGAGUCUCUAACCAGGCAGAACUGAUGUGCAGAUGCAAAAAUAACCUGGGGUUUGACCAAGAUGUUUCCAGCUGGGUAGAACUAAAACCAGCUUUAGUGCUUGCUCAGCAUCGGAGCCAAAGUCUUUACACAACCAUUGAACAGAUUCCGUCCCUCGCUGUCAGAUGCCGGAUUCACUGGUACAGUGGGAUUCAUGUGACCUGGCUUUGCAGCCCCUGCAUCCUCCAGGAAGGGGCUGUCAAGUCUCAGAACUCUUUGCUUUUUGAGCAGUGACAUGACUUUGCCAGGGUAGGAGUGUCCUUAACACAUGGGUACCUUUGCAUCUCUGUAUUUUUUGCCUUAACCCUUUAAUUCACUUGUACUUAAUGGGGACGAAACUGUAGAUCCAUUACCCAUGGACAACAUUUGCCCUGGGAUAACAUGAAAUGAAGUGCUUUGGCUGUGUGUUUUGCAUCCUUCAAGGUGGCACUGGGAGGAUGGAGGGCAGGGGAUGAAUGGCAGCAUUGAAAGGGUGGUGAAGAAAAGCCAGUUUGUUCCUUCUUACACAAGCUGGACCUUUGCAGCGGCCACGGGGGAAAGCCGGUGACUUGGCAGGGCACUGCAGGGCUGUGGUGCAGAACGGUGCCAGGGAGGGUGUGGGGUGUGAUGGCAUAUAAGCGAGUCGUGUUGCUUGAAUUUAAGGGCUUGCCCACGUUGGUCUUGCUUGUAAGCCCUCCAGGCAAGGGCAACAGGGAAAAAUAAAGCAGAAUUUAAUAAA
Messenger RNA from Pipra filicauda (Wire-tailed manakin), 5945 nucleotides. It is a transcript of the gene CHST12, whose product is annotated as carbohydrate sulfotransferase 12. Gene Ontology annotation, cellular component: membrane. The transcript has 2 exons. Gene Ontology annotation, molecular function: sulfotransferase activity. Lineage: Eukaryota; Metazoa; Chordata; Aves; Passeriformes; Pipridae. Bases 383 to 1642 code for a protein of 419 amino acids. The record is from RefSeq and is a predicted model, not a curated record. Gene Ontology annotation, biological process: proteoglycan biosynthetic process; carbohydrate biosynthetic process.